CCGUGGCCUAUUUCUACGACCCAGACGUGGGAAAUUUCCAUUACGGAGCUGGGCACCCCAUGAAGCCGCACCGCCUGGCGCUCACACACAGCCUGGUCCUGCACUACGGCCUCUACAAGAAGAUGAUCUCAAACAAUUCUGUGAUUCUAUGAAACUACUGGCACACAAACCCAGUAGAGCAGCUUCAUGGAGCAACUUCAGUUGGAACCAACACGACUGUCCGGAACCUCAUGUGUUGAAAUGUGUUUUGAUCCACCUCAGGCAGGUUUUCAAACCAUACCAGGCAUCCCAGCAUGACAUGUGCCGGUUCCACUCCGAGGACUACAUAGACUUCCUGCAGAGAGUGAGUCCCAACAAUAUGCAAGGCUUCACCAAGAGCCUCAACGCCUUCAAUGUGGGUGAUGACUGCCCGGUGUUUCCAGGCCUCUUCGAAUUCUGCUCCCGCUACACUGGGGCCUCCCUGCAGGGAGCAACGCAGCUGAACAACAAGAUCUGUGAUAUUGCAAUAAACUGGGCAGGAGGCCUGCACCAUGCCAAAAAGUUUGAGGCUUCUGGGUUUUGUUAUGUUAACGACAUUGUUAUUGGCAUCCUGGAGCUGCUCAAAUAUCACCCACGUGUUCUGUACAUUGAUAUCGAUAUCCAUCAUGGAGACGGCGUACAGGAGGCUUUCUACCUGACUGACCGUGUCAUGACGGUGUCAUUUCACAAAUAUGGGAACUACUUCUUUCCUGGUACAGGUGACAUGUACGAAGUCGGCGCAGAGAGUGGUCGUUAUUACUGUCUCAAUGUGCCGCUACGAGACGGCAUUGAUGACCAAAGUUACAAACACCUCUUCCAGCCAGUCAUUAACCAGGUGGUGGAUUACUACCAGCCUACCUGCAUAGUGCUGCAGUGUGGUGCAGAUUCCCUCGGCUGUGACCGCUUGGGCUGUUUUAACCUCAGUAUAAGAGGACAUGGGGAGUGCGUGGAGUAUGUGAAGAGCUUCAACAUCCCCUUGCUGGUGCUGGGAGGAGGAGGCUACACAGUCCGUAACGUGGCACGGUGUUGGACGUAUGAAACAUCGUUGCUUGUAGAUGAAGCAAUUAGUGAAGAGCUCCCAUACAGUGAGUACUUUGAAUACUUUGCUCCGGACUUCACCCUGCAUCCUGAUGUCAGCACGAGGAUUGAAAAUCAGAACUCCCGGCAGUACUUGGAUCAGAUCAGACAGACGAUAUUUGAGAAUCUGAAGAUGCUGAACCAUGCUCCCAGCGUGCAGAUCCAUGAUGUCCCUUCUGACCUGCUUAGCUACGAUCGCACAGAUGAGCCUGAUCCGGAGGAGAGAGGCUCUGAGGAAAACUACAGCAGGCCUGAAGCUGCUAACGAGUUUUAUGACGGUGACCACGAUAACGACAAAGAAAGCGACGUGGAGAUCUGAGGGCUUUGUGGUGGGGCUCAGAACUGCAGGGGGCCCCACAUUGGACAUGGGUGCUUGGUGCUGUUAACUGGACCAUGCAGGAACCAUUUCGCCCUCCCUUCGUGUUUGAUUGCGUGCGGUGGCAGCGGGAACGGCACCACUGCUACCUGGAGAGGCAGAGAGCACUGCAACAUUUUCCUUACGGUCCUGGCUGUCACCGCUGUGGGCAAUGGACAUUCAAGUAGCGCUCAAAUUCGUGCUGUGUGCUGGAUGGCAGCUGGGCAACUGCCGUCAGAGCCUGACCUGUGCUGGUUCAGCCACCCCUGAAACUCCCUGUAGGCUCCUUCUGGCAAGGUGGGAGCUGGAGCGGUUGUGCCUACGAUCCCUGCCUCUCCUCAGCGGGAACACCCAACACAUUCUGCUCUCCCAGCCCUCCACUCUGGUACCCAGUCGAUCAUCCUGCACCGAGGGCUGCUUCCUGACCUCCUUUCUGACCAUCCUACACUCCACAGUUCAAGGAAAACUGUUAGAGAAGACCAGACCAGUUGUGGGAUGAGGGUCAGGAGCAUCCCAGGAGCAGGGGGCAGCUGAUGGAACAGGAUGGAGGAAUGCAUGCAGGGCGUCGUUUUGUUUGUUUCCCCCCAUACUCAAUUCUGUGUUCACAAACGAGUGCUGCAACAUUUGCCGAGUUGGACCUAACUUCCCCGUUUCUGUUAUUCCUCGAGAGGCUCAAAUCGCUGUGGAACAGAGGUUUGGCUGCCAAGGUCAGUACAUAGUGCGUCUUGCACCUCUAAUGUCACUUCCAGCUGGGUUUUCCAGGUUCACACAUGGCUCUUCUAUGCGGUAGCGAGAGAUGUAGGCUGCUUGCUCUGAGUGGAAACCGUUCCCUCCUGGCUGUGCCCAGGAGAUGUCGCUCUGCCCGUGGGUGAGGGAAGCUGCUUCCCCCAUGUCCUUGUCUCCUGUUCACACAGCAGAGAUUUUUCUUGGCCAUCCCUCAAAUCCCAAACUUUGCUGCUUCUUCUCCAAAGCCAUCACCUGGUACCUGUCCUGGGUUGGAGCGCGGCAGGGGGUUUAGCCUCUGUACCGUUCUGUUUACCGAUGUCUUUAAACAUUAAACGAAGAGACAGUAUUUUUCUUACCUGA
This is a messenger RNA of Cuculus canorus (common cuckoo), 2536 nucleotides long. It is a transcript of the gene HDAC3, whose product is annotated as histone deacetylase 3. The transcript is spliced from 16 exons. Gene Ontology annotation, molecular function: histone deacetylase activity. The coding region runs from base 149 to 1414 and encodes 421 amino acids. NCBI's taxonomy places the organism in Eukaryota, Metazoa, Chordata, Aves, Cuculiformes, Cuculidae. The record is from RefSeq and is a predicted model, not a curated record.